AUGGAUGGCAACUUCAAAGCUGAGCACUUGCAUGCCACAAAUCCCGAUGAUGAAGUAUACCUGAUGGAUGGCCGCGGCUUCAUGGUCGGCGAUUCCAUGUACAAGGAACAUCUUUCCAAGGCAAAGGACAAUGUUCAACGGUCCGAGUGCAACAACCACCGCGCUGUGAAUCAGGCCAAUGCCACAUGUCACGGAUUGGAAGCAAUGGGGAUCAGCGGAUGUGCCUGUGCAAGACAUGGCUGUUUUGUGCCGCAUGCAAUGGUGGAUUUUCAGAAGGGAGAAAGACAGAUGAACAUGGACUAUGCCUUGUGCAAGGCGUUGAAACACAAUGCCGAUGGCAUUCGGCGUGCGCUCACAUUCUAUGAUGUGAACUGCCAGUAUCAUAGAUAUCUGAAGGACCGCAUAGCCAACAGUCCUGUCCUAGACAUUUGCCAGGAGCUGGAGAUUAUUCCUGGGAUAGGCAGCUGCUAUGUGCGCUAUGCUUCAAAUUUUAUCGAAGGUGCGGGAAGAAUCGACGGCGAGAUCAUGGAAACCCUUUGGGCGCUAUUGUUCAAGCCAGAGAAGGUGGUCAUACCCAUGCCAUCUAAUAUGGGGCCCGCGAGAUGCGCCGAGCUUGGCGUCGCCGAUUUGAUUCACCAAGAAGUCACCCUAAGAGAGGGACAAGCCAACGAUGCACUGCACAGCAUCAGAGUGCACUUGGCAGAUAAGGCCAUCAUUUUCCGGAAGACUGUCAGGGUGGCAAAGUCACAAGCAACGUCUACUCGAGCUUGGGCUCAAGUUCAUUCGGUGGACAGGGCGGUCAGCUUGAAUGCGAGCAUAUAUUCCAAGUGCCGCUCUCAACUCGGUAAACUCGGUGCUGACAUUGGGUUACUCGAGAGGGAGGACCUCAAAGUCAGCACAGCUGUUGCCGAUCCGAAUGCAAGAGGACAGAGAAACAAUCAGUUGGCAUGGUUUUGGUCCAUGGACGUGGAGGGGGACUCUGAUAGCAGUGAUUGGCUGAAUGAAUUUUACCGUGUGCAUUGGCUCCGCACCAAGGCUCUAAGAGAUCGGUGGGUGGAAGAACUGCUGCUGGUGCAACAUGAAAUGAAUUGGACUUGUGACUUCUUUUUGCACAAAGCAGAGCAAUGGAUAUGCCUUGCAGCAAUCGCCAAGGAAGCUAGGAAGAUGGGACAUCUUGCCUAUGCAGGUGCAGCAGUGCAAAAUGUAUCAGCAUCUGAAUGA
Messenger RNA from Suillus subalutaceus, 1221 nucleotides. RefSeq lists its product as uncharacterized. Bases 1 to 1221 code for a protein of 406 amino acids. The transcript has 6 exons. Lineage: Eukaryota; Fungi; Basidiomycota; Agaricomycetes; Boletales; Suillaceae. The record is from RefSeq and is a predicted model, not a curated record.